Bactrocera latifrons is the source of this 1234-nucleotide messenger RNA. Its product is annotated as proline-rich extensin-like protein EPR1. The transcript is spliced from 4 exons. Lineage: Eukaryota; Metazoa; Arthropoda; Insecta; Diptera; Tephritidae. The record is from RefSeq and is a predicted model, not a curated record. Bases 50 to 1177 code for a protein of 375 amino acids.
CAUUAGAGUUGGGGCUUCCCUACUGCUCAGUUGCUAACUUUCUAAGAAGAUGAGACUUUUAAUCGUUGUUUUCGCAUUCAUCGCAACUGUGACUGCUGAUAUCAGUCCUUCGCCUUCAAAUGAGUAUUUGCCACCCAUUCAAGACGUUGCAAAAGUUGAAGCUUCUGUCUCCAAUUCGAUCCCAGAUGUUGCUUUACCUGCUUCUGCUUACGUAACACUUCCAGUUGAAGCUACCCCAGCUCAUGUUUUGGCCGAUGACGGUUACCGUUAUAAGACACACCGUCGUGUGGUAUAUCGUCGCAACCGUCGCGAUGUGAGCCAUUUGCCUUCCAACGAAUACUUGCCACCAGUUCAGGGAGCACCAGUUGCUGCACCAUCAAACGAAUACUUGCCACCUUAUCGUUAUAAAACACACCGUCGUGUUGUAUAUCGUCGCAAUCGUCGUGAUGUGAGCCAUUUGCCUUCCAACGAAUACUUGCCACCAGUUCAGGGAGCACCAGUUGCUGCACCAUCAAAUGAUUACUUACCACCUGUUCAACAGGCGGCACCAGCUCCAGCCCUUGUUGAAGUUACCCCUGCUCAUGUUUUGUCUGAUGAUGGAUAUCGUUACAAAACCCAUCGUCGCGUCAUUUACCGUCGUCACACCGCUGAUGUUAGCCACAUAAGCAAUGAAUACCUUCCACCAACUUAUGCUGCUGCUGCUUCCGCUCCAGUACAGACUUAUAGUGCUCCACUAUCGGCUCCUUCUUACAACGUUCCAGAACAAAGCUUUGAUCUUGCUGCUCCCAGUGUCUUAGUAGAACCAGAAUAUGCAGCCUCGGAACCAGUUGCUUCGCAUAGUUUCUCCUCAUCGGACGGUUACCGGUACAAAACUCAAAGGCGUGUAGUAUACCGUCAUCGUCAACGUCGUGGUGCUCUUUCAAGCGAAUAUUUGCCUCCAGCAGCUUCAUCACCUUCCGUUGAAUACUUGUCUCCAGAUGCAUCUCCUGCAGUUUCUUCUUAUUCUGCUGCCCCAUCAUAUCAAUCGGAAACAUAUGCGCCUGCUGCAUCUUACCAGUCUGAGUCAUAUGCUGAACCUUCUUAUGCAGAAUCUGCUCCCGCCCAUACCUUUUCUUCUAAUGAUGGUUAUCGUUACAAAACUGCUCGUCGUCGCGUAUACCGUCGUCGCCGAUACUAAAUCAGAAAUAUAUGAAAAACAUUGACGUAAACGAAGACAACUAAUAAUAAAUAAUCC